Molecule: messenger RNA, 849 nt
Organism: Penicillium chermesinum
Lineage: Eukaryota; Fungi; Ascomycota; Eurotiomycetes; Eurotiales; Aspergillaceae
Product: alpha/beta hydrolase
Exons: 2
Coding region: 1-849 (282 amino acids)
Source: RefSeq, a predicted model, not a curated record
AUGUCCGACCUAACGACACUAGUCCUCGUACACGGUUCUUGGCACCAACCGUCAUGCUACAACAAGAUCAUCAAACUCCUCCAACCAAAGCUUAAAUGUGUCGCAGUAGCGCUUCCAUCUACAGCGAAUAAUCCAAAUGCAACAUUCAAGGAUGACCUUGAAGCCACCAAUGAGGCUAUCGCCAAAGAAACAGCCAGCGGGCGUAAUGUCGUCGUUGUCGCUCAUUCCUACGGCGGCAUAGUUGGCGGCAGCGCGAUCAAGGGAUUCGCGCGGCCAAACGACAGGCCCAAAAACAACUCUGAGUCCUCGACUGGAUACGUAAUUGGCCUUAUUCUGAUAGCCUCCGGCUUCUGCAUUGCCGGGCUGUCCUUUAUGGACCCGUUCUUUGGGCACCCGCCUCCCUCCUGGCGUGUGAACAAGGAGACUGGCUACGCUGACCUGGUCACGCCGCCGAAAGAGCUCUUUUAUCACGAUGUUCCUGAUGAUGAAGUCGAGCAUUGGAUAUCUGAGCUGACUACCCAGAGUCUCAAGGCCUUGUUCGAAGGUGGUGAACAUACCUACGAGGGCUGGAAGGAGGUGCCUGUCUGGUAUAUUGGUACUGUCGAAGACCGAGGACUACCCGUUGCGGCACAGCGAAUGGGAGUCGGAUUGGCCAGAGAGUUGGGCGCGAGGGUGGAACAUCGCGAGCUGCAGACGAGUCAUUCACCAUUCUUGAGUCAGCCGGAAGCAACGGUGGGGAUUAUGCUGGAUGCUUUAGAAGACUUCACAGGGCAGUCUGUGAAAGACCAUGAAGUGACGGGGGAACGCAGCGCAGUGGGCAUUAUUGUGGCAGCCGUCUACUUGGUUUAG